CGGUAAACUGGUUUCCUUCAGUAAAACAGAUUGGAUGAAUGCUUUCUCAUUCGGCAGUUUUGGAACCAGGUUUUGUUCUGCAUUUUUCUGGUUUAUCCUUGGAUACAGGAGGAAGGCAGACCAGCAUUGUUCCCACCGCAAGAUAAGCCCUAAACCAGGAACCGGAUCCGCUUCUGAAGGCCGACGGUAGGUCCCUGCAUCACGCUGGACCGCUGGGUGAGCCGUGCCGCCGGGACCUCGGCCGCGACGCCUUCGUGCACAGCCGGGGUGCUUUCCCAACAUGGCUUUUCAGAGAACCGAGGGCAUGUCCAUCAUCCAGGCUUUAGCUAUGACUGUGGCCGAGAUCCCCGUGUUCCUUUACACAACGUUUGGGCAGUCGGCCUUCUCCACGCUGAGGGUCGCUCCGGGCCUUCGGAAGGUGCUGUUUGCCACUGCGCUCGGGACGGUAGCCUUGGCCUUGGCGGCGCACCAGUUAAAGCGUCGACGGCGGCGGAAGAAGCAAAUUGCUCCGGAGAAGACCAGCGCGAAGCCCAUGGCGGUUCCGGUGCCCAUCUUGCCCACCCGGCGGGUCCCGUCAGUGAAAAAAGGUUAUUCCGGCCGUCGGAUACAGAGCCCUAGCAGUAAAAGCAACGACACCCUCAGUGGGAUCUCCUCCAUCGAACCCAGCAAACAUUCCAGCUCUUCGCACAGUCUGGCAUCCAUGGCGGUCGUAAACUCCCCCAGCCCAACUCCAGCUUCUGCAGGGCCCUGGGAAGCCCACCUGGAAGAAGACCCUGGAGCUGCUGGUGACUGCAGUGCAGAAAAUCUCUAUUUUCAAGGGAUGGAGCUGUUUGAAGAGGCCCUGCAGAAGUGGGAGCAGGCCUUGACCGUCCGUCAGAGGGACCCCACCGGCCCCUCUCUCGCUUGGGACAUCCCCAAAGAAGAGGAGCUGCUGCCUGAAGACCUCUGCGAGGAAUCUCAGAAAAAAGAAUUUGCAGAGAAGUUGGAAUUGCUCCUGUACCGGGCGUAUAAUCUGCAGGAGGAGUUUGGAUCCACCCUUGCGGCCGAUAACAUGUUGCUUGACUUAGAGCAAACCCUGAUGUUCCCACUGACCGAAGAGUCUCUAAGGCGUCAGCAAGAUGAUGAGGAAGAUAGUGUGACCUCAGAGGAAUCCUUUUUCUCUGCUGCGGAGAUCUUUGACUCCCUGGAAAUUGAGAAGAUGCCAUUCCAUCCUUCCAAGCCAGCCGUUGCCUAUGAAGAAGCGUUGAAGCUGGUGAAAGACGGGUUGGUUUUGUGCAGGACUUUUCGCACAGAGCUUUUGGGGUGCUACAGUGAUAAUGAUUUUCUGGCAAAGCUUCACUGCAUCAGACAAGCUUUUCAGGAGCUGCUGGUGGUGGAGAACAACCAGUCAUUUUUUGGGGAAGUGGGCAAACGCAUGGUGAUGGGGCUGAUGACCAAGGCUGAGAAGAACACCAAGGGUUUCCUUGAAAGCUAUGAUGAGAUGUUGCACUACACACAAAGACAGGAGACUUGGCUGACCACACAGAAGGAGCUGGAAGGGCGAGGGGUGGUUUGUAUGAAUUUUUUUGAUAUCGCCUUGGACUUCAUCCUCAUGGAUGCGUUAGAAGACUUGGAGAACCCGCCUUCCUCAGUGUUGGCAAUCCUGCGUAACCGUUGGCUCUCUGACAGCUUCAAGGAGACGGCUCUCGCAACCGCGUGCUGGUCGGUGCUAAAAGCAAAGAGGCGGCUUCUUAUGGUCCCCGAUGGUUUCAUUUCUCAUUUCUACUCCGUAUCGGAGCACGUCAGCCCCGUUCUGGCAUUUGGUUUCCUGGGGCCAAAACAGCACCUUUUUGAAGUCUGCAGCUUUUUUAAGCACCAGAUUUUGCAAUAUUUGAAAGACAUGUUUGAUCUAGACAUAGUCAGAUACACAACGGUGUCCUUAUUAGCGGAAGACAUCCUUCAGCUCUCACGACGUCGGAGUGACAUUCUGCUCAGCUACUUAGGGGUUGAGACUAUUCCGGAGAUGAAUGGGAUUCUGUGGUGCGACACCGUUCCCAUCGACAGCGUCAACUAAGCAAGACGGCUUCGGGCUCAUAAACUGGUUUCUUUUAACUUUUUAAAAGGCAGCCUGCUUCCACAAUUAGGAGGCUUAAGACUGACAGCAGCAAAACGCGCUCUGUUUUUGUUCUCCAACUGAAAAGCAGUUUAGAGGCUUUGUUUAGCGGGCCAGAUGUGUCCAGCCCCAUCCAGGGGUACGGGCAGGAAGUUCUCCCAACCAGCCAUGCCUGAUUCUGGAGAUUGAACCCUUGCAUAAAUUGUGCAAGGCCUGGCGAAACUGUCUCGUAUUCCUGGUGUGAGGUAAGCGCGCAAGGACACUUUUUUCCCC
Python bivittatus (Burmese python) is the source of this 2365-nucleotide messenger RNA. RefSeq names its product mitoguardin 2 (gene MIGA2). The record is from RefSeq and is a predicted model, not a curated record. Lineage: Eukaryota; Metazoa; Chordata; Lepidosauria; Squamata; Pythonidae. Gene Ontology annotation, biological process: mitochondrial fusion.